AAAAGAACAACAUCCUAAUUUCAGAAUAUUUUCUUGAUUCUAAAAAAUGAAUAUCCCCCCUGUAAUCUUGAAUGCUAGUGCUCGUCACACUGCUACUCUUGUGUUCCUUCAUGGACUAGGAGAUACAGGUCUAGGAUGGGCAGGAGCACUCAAUACAAUCAAACCAGACUUUUUAAAGGUGAUAUGUCCCACUGCUCCCAUGCUUCCUGUAACCAUAAAUGGUGGAGCGGCUAUGCCUGCCUGGUAUGAUAUUACUAGUCUGGAUGAAAAGGAUGAAAAAAGAGAAGAUAGUGCAGGAGUGGAUUGGGCAGUAGAUUACUUGAUGAAUAUAGUCAAAGGAGAAGAGAAGCAUGGGAUUCAAGCAGAUAGAGUCAUGAUCGGAGGCUUUUCUCAGGGUGGAGCAGUAUCAUUACGCGCUACUCUAACCAGUGAGAACCAGUUAGCUGGUUGUGUUGCCUUAUCCUGCUACCUACCUGGAAAUAUCAGUGCUCUCAAGAAGAGAAUUGUAGAUACUCCAGUAUUCCAGGCGCAUGGGGACUCCGAUUCUGUUGUGAGCUUCGCGCGCGGUGCCGCAACAAGUUCGAUCGUUAAAAGUAUGGCGGGAAAUCAUAAGUUCGUCACGUAUCCAGGUAUGGGACAUGAGGCAACACCUGCAGAGUUAGAGGAUAUAAAAAAAUUCCUGCUGGAAACAUUUAAACAGUAAAACCGGUUUUCUGUAUGUACACUGUAUGUACACUGUAUGUACACUGUAUGUACACUGUAUGUACACUGUAUGUACACUGUAUGUACACUGUAUGUACAAUGUAUGUACACUGUAUGCACACUGUAUGUACACUGUAUGUACACUGCCAAGAAAGUAACAAAUGAAGUUCGCGUACUGCAUUGGAGAGAGUUUCAAACAAUCAUUACCAAAAAAUGUGCGUCAAUUUAUCUUGUCUAUUUAUGUACUAUGUACAUAAAAACUUAGAUAUACACUGUACAGAGAGAACCAGAAAACUGUGGAAUAGGAAGACUAAAUUAAAGCAGUAAGUGUAUUUGAUGUUGUUAUAAAGCAAAUGAUUUUACUAUAGACUUACUCAAUCCCUUAAUAAGUGAAAUGGAACUGUUUACA
Molecule: messenger RNA, 1111 nt
Organism: Eurytemora carolleeae
Lineage: Eukaryota; Metazoa; Arthropoda; Copepoda; Calanoida; Temoridae
Product: acyl-protein thioesterase 1
Exons: 6
Coding region: 47-703 (218 amino acids)
Biological process (GO): protein depalmitoylation
Cellular component (GO): cytoplasm
Molecular function (GO): carboxylic ester hydrolase activity; palmitoyl-(protein) hydrolase activity
Source: RefSeq, a predicted model, not a curated record